This is a messenger RNA of Anopheles maculipalpis, 2019 nucleotides long. RefSeq names its product transcription initiation factor TFIID subunit 6 (gene Taf6). Gene Ontology annotation, biological process: RNA polymerase II preinitiation complex assembly; transcription initiation at RNA polymerase II promoter. The coding region runs from base 1 to 2019 and encodes 672 amino acids. The transcript is spliced from 3 exons. Gene Ontology annotation, cellular component: SAGA complex; SLIK (SAGA-like) complex; transcription factor TFIID complex. The record is from RefSeq and is a predicted model, not a curated record. Gene Ontology annotation, molecular function: RNA polymerase II general transcription initiation factor activity; transcription coactivator activity; protein heterodimerization activity. Lineage: Eukaryota; Metazoa; Arthropoda; Insecta; Diptera; Culicidae.
AUGGGUGAUCGCGAUAAAACAAUGUACGGUUCGACACUUUCCCUCGAAUCGAUGAAAGUAAUAGCUGAAAGUAUCGGCGUCGGUAGCCUGCCGGAUGACGCGGCCAAAGAGCUGGCAGACGAUGUAUCCUAUAAGCUGAAGCAGAUUGUACAAGAUGCCGUCAAGUUUAUGCAUCACUCGAAGCGCAUGAAGCUGUCCAUAGCGGACGUGGAUCAUUCGCUGAAGGUGCGCAACAUCGAACCACAGUACGGCUUCGUGGCCCGGGAUUUUAUACCCUUCCGCUUUGCGUCCGGCGGUGGACGCGAGCUGCAUUUCAUUGAAGAGAAGGAAGUCGAUCUGACCGAGGUGGUACAGGGCCAACCACCAAAGAUUCCGCUGGAUCCUUCGUUACGAACGCAUUGGUUGGCGGUCGAAGGUGUACAGCCGACCGUGCCCGAGAAUCCGCCACCGUUGUCCAAGGAUGUGCAAGCACUGGAUUCGGUCAAUCCGGCCCACAAACUAGACAAAACGAACCAGAAGGAUACUACUGGCAAACCUACGAUUAAUAAGCACAAGCUUAAGAACUCGGAAACGGUGCAGGUGAAACAGCUGGCUCAGCAUGAACUUUCGGUGGAACAACAGCUGUACUAUAAGGAAAUUACUGAGGCAUGCGUUGGGUCUGAUGAGGCAAGACGGGCGGAAGCAUUGACAUCGCUGUCCAGUGAUCCGGGCCUGCACGAAAUGCUCCCGAGAAUGUGUACAUUCAUCGCGGAAGGUGUAAAGGUGAACGUGGUGCAAAACAAUCUGGCCCUGUUGAUCUAUCUCAUGCGAAUGGUUCGCGCCCUGCUCGAUAAUCCUGCCCUCUAUCUGGAGAAAUAUCUCCACGAGCUUAUCCCCUGCGUUUCUACGUGCAUCGUGUCUCGGCAGCUGUGUAUGCGACCGGAGCUGGACAAUCACUGGGCUUUGCGUGAUUUUGCUGCCCGGCUAAUGGCCCAGAUUUGUAAAACGUUCAACACGUCCACCAACAAUCUGCAGACGCGUGUAACACGGCUGUUCAGUGCAGCGUUGCAAAAUGACAAAACACCACUGUCCUCGAUGUAUGGGGCAUUGCAAGGUUUGUCCGAGUUGGGUACGGAGGUUACGAAGGUGUUCAUUAUACCACGGCUCAAAUUUAUAUCCGAGCGUGUUGAACCGUUGCUCCAGGGCAUCACUAGCAACAUCAGCAAUACGGACAAGAUUGCCGCUGGCCACAUACGUGCGAUGCUACUGAAGGGCGUUCCACCGAUACUGAAAACACUUCGCAAUCCUCCCGAUUUGGUGGAAGAGUACAAACGGGACUACGGGUGCUUGGGACAAACGUUACACCAAGCGGUGGUUAAGGCUCGCUCUGCGUCUCCAUCGUCGGGAGCACUGGGGUCGGGUGGUUCUUCCGUAUCGACGACCACACCAUCAGCUACCACCUCCAUUACCGUCAGCACAAGCAGCAAUAGUAGCAACACCGUUGUCCUAACGUCAGCACCCUCCUCCCGACCUCUAACUCCACAAUCCUCCGUAGCGAAAACGAUAGCGGCAACAGCUUCCAUCCAGCGACCAGGAACCGUAACGGGUGGCUCUGUUACUGUACAACCACAGCAAAAGUUUGUGAUAGUCCCACAGCGAGCGCAAACACCGUCUCCAUCGCAAGAUGUAGACGAUUUUGUAGGUCCCAUCAUACAACGGCAGAGCAGCGUAACUAGCGGUGGUGCUACUUCCAUAGUAACGCCCAACACAGUGCAGCUGCAAUCGAACUUGCUCAAGCUGGAAUCAGGAACAACGAUGACAGGUGCACAAACAAGCGGUACGACCGGUGGUGGUGGUGGCGGCCAGAAGCUGGUCAUCAUAAAUCAAUCACAAGCUGGGCUAACUACCAAUAUUAUUACCAAACCGACCGCUUUCAUUGCUACUGGCACCACGGCGGGGGGCGGUGGUAAUGGACCAGAAAUACAGGACGACGUGAUCCAAGUUCCGCCAGAGCUGGAUGAUCUUUCGCAUUUAGAAUAG